Molecule: messenger RNA, 2343 nt
Organism: Drosophila mojavensis
Lineage: Eukaryota; Metazoa; Arthropoda; Insecta; Diptera; Drosophilidae
Product: venom carboxylesterase-6
Exons: 4
Coding region: 81-1865 (594 amino acids)
Source: RefSeq, a predicted model, not a curated record
GAGCGAAUGUUGUAAUAUUAAAAGCGGCAGCAGCGGCCGUUGGCCAAAUCAGUUGGCGAGUUGAAGAGCUGGGACUGAGAAUGGCAAUCGACUGGAAGCUGCUGUGGCUGGGGGCGCUCGUGCUGGGCGCUCUGAUCGAUGGGGCAUGGUCACGCGCCUCGCAGGGCAUGCACGUCCAGAUGCCGCACGGCGGCUGGCUGGUGGGCCGCCACAGGACCACCCACAGCGGGCGGCAUAUGCGGGCGUUUAUGGGCGUGCCGUAUGCUGUGCCGCCGCUGGGCGAGCUGCGGUUCCGGGCGCCCGUCCCGAUGCCAGCGUGGCAGGGCGAGCGACUGGCCGUUAAGGAUGCGCCCGUCUGCAUGCAGCGCGAUCCGUUUCGACGCGACAUGAUCAUCGAGGGCUCUGAGGACUGCCUGUACCUCAACGUGUAUACGCCAGAUCCGGUGCCGGCGGAGCCGCUGCCCGUGAUGGUUUGGUUCCACGGCGGCGGCUGGCAGUGCGGCGCGGGCAUCAGCAGCUUCUACGGGCCGGACUUUCUGCUCGAGCACGACAUUGUGCUCGUCGCGGCCAAUUUCCGGCUGGGCCCGCUCGGCUUCCUCAGCACCGAGACGCUCGACUGCCCGGGCAACAAUGGCCUGAAAGAUCAGCUGGAGGUGCUGCGCUGGGUGCGCGACAACAUUGCCGCCUUUGGCGGGGAUCCGCAGAGCGUGACGGUGUUCGGCGAGAGCGCCGGCGGUGCCAGCGUCACCUACCACAUGCUCUCCGAGAAGUCACGCGGUCUGCUCCACCGGGCCAUUGCCCAGUCGGGCACCUAUUUCAAUCCAUGGGCACAGCCCGCCCACACGGGCGUGGCCGCUCGGCGCGCACUCAAACUGAGCGAGCUGCUGAACUGCACCGCAGCUGGCGAGGAUUGGCCCGCGCGCUUGAGCUGUUUGCGCGGCAAGCGAGCCGAGGAUGUGGUAGCCACGCUCUACGACAUGUUUGUUUGGGACUUCGAUCCGAUGAUACCGUUUCCGCCCGUCAUUGAGCCGGAGCAUGAGGGCGCCUUCCUGACGCAGCGACCACGCGAGGUGGCGCAGCGACCGCACGGCCAGGAGCUGCCCCUGAUGAUAGGCGUGACAGCCGAGGAGGGGCUGCUGAAGACGGCGGCGCUGCUCAAUCUGCCGCAUCUCAUGGCGGAGUUCAAGUCGUCCUUCGAACGCCUCCUGCCUGUGGUGCUCAACUAUGACCAUCACGACGAGGAGAAGCAGCAGCAGAUAACGCGCCACAUAGAGAACUUCUACUUCAAAGCGGGCCACAACUACAACAAAUCCAACCACCAGAAUCUGACCGAUCUUAUAUCCGAUGGCUGGUUUGUGGCUGGCGUCGAUGAGUACUUGCAGCUGCGCUUGGACGACCAGCAGCUGGCGCCCACGUAUGUCUAUCUGUUUGAUCACAAGGGCGCGGCCAGCUUCUCGGAGAUCUUUAAGGGCGCACGCAACGAGUUCUAUGGCGCCUGCCAUGCUGAGGAGCUGCAGUAUCUGUUUCCCAUCGGCCGGGAGCUGUUCGUGAGCGCGGUGCCGACGCGCCAGGACCUGCAGCUGCGCGACCUAAUGCUCCGCCUCUGGGUGAACUUUGCGCGCAACGGUGAUCCAAAUCAUGUGAAUGGCACCAGCAACCUACCCACCUGGCUGCCCACGCGCACCUAUCCAGUGCAAUAUGCCCGCCUGGGCUCCAAGUUGGACUUGGACGAGACCGAAACCGAACUGCCGGCGCUGCUGCGCAUGGAACUAGCGCUGCUGCAGCAUCGCGUCGACUUCUGGCGCGAACUGAAAGCUCAUCUGCCUGCCAAUUCGUCUUCCCGCAAUGAGCACAACGAGCUGUAAUUUUUAAUUAUUUUAGCAUCUCAAAAGUAUUUAAGUUUUGAUUUAUAAAUACAAUAAAUAAGAAGUAAACACGGAGUGUAUUGCCAGAUCUAGCCAUUUGAGAGAACGAUAGAACAACGUUGCCACGUUGUAAGAAGCAGGCAGAUUUUCGUGUUGGCAGAAAUAAAUAGAAAAACAAAGAAAUUUUAGCUCAAACAGGUACUUACAAAAUUCGAUUCCAACGAAACAGUAGAACAACAACAAUAACAAGCAGCAAACACAAGAAUGCAUACGAUUACCAAGUAGCUCGGCGCGUUGUGCGCACCACGAUUUGCACACAUAUGUUUAGUGUAUGCGAUAAGUGCGAUGUCAAGUGAGACAGUCUGGCAACCCUGAAAAAGCAAAAACGUAGUUUCAUUUUUUUUUCAAGCUGGCCGACAUUGACAUACGCAUACGGACAAAAUAAAUACAUAUAUACAUAUAUAUAUAUAUACAUACA